AUGACAGUCGUUCCCAAAUCAACACGACAGAGUCAGACAAAUUUUGAUCUGCCAAUUGACGGAUGCAUGACGACUUUGUUGCCGUCGGCAUGGGUGGAUCUCGACGAGACGACGGCACGUGCAAUGGGCAUGCUGUGGUGGUCGCCGAGUCGCACCAACGCAAGCACUCCGUACAGCUGGUCAAAGUGCUCCGGCAACGCCCGGCAACGCCCGUCAAAGCCCGUCGAGGCCGGCCCCGUCCCUACGCCGCGUCGACGCCCGCCCAACGCGGCCAACCAAGCUGUCUGGUCUGGUUAA
Messenger RNA from Ustilaginoidea virens, 297 nucleotides. RefSeq lists its product as uncharacterized. Bases 1 to 297 code for a protein of 98 amino acids. The record is from RefSeq and is a predicted model, not a curated record. The transcript has a single exon. Lineage: Eukaryota; Fungi; Ascomycota; Sordariomycetes; Hypocreales; Clavicipitaceae.